This is a messenger RNA of Salmo salar (Atlantic salmon), 1098 nucleotides long. RefSeq names its product putative tRNA methyltransferase 9B. The record is from RefSeq and is a predicted model, not a curated record. Gene Ontology annotation, biological process: tRNA methylation; tRNA wobble uridine modification. Gene Ontology annotation, cellular component: cytoplasm; nucleus. Gene Ontology annotation, molecular function: tRNA binding; tRNA (5-carboxymethyluridine(34)-5-O)-methyltransferase activity; S-adenosylmethionine-dependent methyltransferase activity. NCBI's taxonomy places the organism in Eukaryota, Metazoa, Chordata, Actinopteri, Salmoniformes, Salmonidae.
AUGGAGGACGCUGCCACUCGGCUGGAGAGGGAGCAUGUGCACAGCGUCUACGAGAAGAUUGCUCCCUAUUUUAACGACAGCCGCUACAAGGCCUGGCCCAAGGUGUGCCAGUUCCUACUGGAGCAUGAACCUGGCAGUAUCAUCGCUGACGUGGGCUGUGGCAAUGGCAAGUACCUGCACGUCAACGGCAGUGUGUUCAAGCUGGGCUGUGACGUGUGUCUCCCCCUUGUGGACUCAGCCCGUAGCCAGGGCCACGAGGUGCAGCUGUGUGACUGCCUCAGGCUGCCCUACAGGGACAGCUGCUUUGACGGCGUCCUUUCCAUUGCAGUCAUCCAUGAUCUGUCCACCAAAGAGCGUCGUAUUCGAGCAAUAAAAGAAAUGGCAAGGACCCUGCGUGUGGACGGGCGCAUCAUGAUCUACGUGUGGGCCAUGGAGCAGACAUGGCGGAAGUUUCAGAAGCAGGACAUCUUCGUGCCCUGGAACCCCAACCCCCCAUCCCCCACCCUGGGCAGGGAGUGGUCAACACCCCGGUGGAGGGGCGCAGCACAGAGUGUGAGCGGUAGGUAGCUAUUUACGGGUAAGGGAGUUGAGCACAGGAAGGUGAAAAGCACAUCGUUCAUGCUGGAUGAAGAGAUGGCCUGCAGUCCCCAGCAGAGCCAGAGGCUGUGGUUCUUCUCGCGCUCCCUGGACUCAGUCUUUGACUUUGGCAGCCUGACCAUCUCCAGGGCCAACGACAACCACUCCCCCUCCACAGAGAAGACCAGUGUCUCUACCGCCUUGGUCCAGGAGUGUGGCUCGAUGGCCCUGCCUGAUUUGGUCACCUCCUACCAGAUGGAGCACACAGAGGGACCAGGGCAGCCAGGGGAGAGGGAAGCAGGCCCACCAGGAGACCUCAAACAGGACAGCAGUCAGAGCCCCCAGGACAGUGAAGGGGAGCCGGAGGCCGCCUCGUGUCUGCGCUAUUACCACGUGUUCCAGGAGGGCAAGCUGGCGGAGCUGAUCAAGAGCCACGUCGAAGAGCUCCACGUCCUUUACUCCUGCUUCGACCACGCCAACUGGUGCGUGGUGGCCGAGAAGGUCCAGGUUUGGAAGAUAUGA